GGAGAGGGAGAGGGAGCAGGGAGGGGUGGGGUGGGGGGAGGCUGUCAGAAGCCUUGGAGCCCGCCUGCCUCCUGAGUGAAGCUUUGCUCAGAUGCUCACUGCCUGGGCCCCUUGAGUGUGGUUUUCCUCCCCGGCCAGCACCAAACCCCAGAAUAGUGCGGCUGACUUGCUGAUUGAGGUCAGCAGCUCCCCGGAGGCACGAGAAGCCAGAGCCUUUGCAGAAGACGGACUCACCAGAACAAACAUGAGGAGCGCAGCCAAGCCCUGGAAUCCGGUCCUCAAAGCGGGCAGCCAUGGGACAGACAGGGCGCGGCCCCUCCCGGCGGCGCCCUCUGGCAUGAAGAGUUCGAAAUCUUCUACCUCGCUGGCGUUUGAGUCCCGGCUCAGCAAGCUCAAGAGGGCCAGUAGCGAGGACAUGCUCAACAAACCGGGAAGUACCGCCGCUUCCGGGGUGGUUCGACUGAAAAAGACUUCAACAGCUGGAGCCAUCUCUGAGCUUGCAGAGAGCCGCCUGCGGAGCAACCCAGGGGCCGUGCCAACAACCAAACGGACAGGCAUUCCAGCUCCUCGAGAACUUUCAGCAACUGUCUCUAGAGAGAGAACUGUGCCAAGCGGUCCCUCCAACCCCAGGAAGCCGGUGUCCAGUCCAACUUCUUCCAGCACGCCCACCCCUACUAAGCACCUGAGGACCACUUCCACGAGACCCAAGCAAGAGCCUGAAGGCGGGGAGAAAGCUGUGCUCGAGUCCCAGGUUCGGGAACUUCUCGCUGAAGCCAAAGCGAAAGACAGUGAAAUUAACAGGCUUCGAAGCGAACUGAAGAAAUGAAAGGAAAAAAGGACUCCAGGCACCGAAGGAGCUGAGGCUUCAGAUGCCAGCCCAGACAGAACCUCCUCCUUGCUGGGUGACUCAGAACCCCUGAUAUGCACUCUAGAGGAGAAAAACAAGAGUUUCCAGAAAGAACUUGCAGAGCUCGAGGAGGAGAACCGGGCCUUGAGGGAGAAACUAACUUACCUGGAGCAUUCCCCAAAUUCAGAGGGGGGCGUGAGUCACACCGGGGACAGCAGCUGCCUGACGUCCCUAACUCAGGAGUCAAGCUUAGGCAGCCCGACGGGGCAUCAGUAGUCCAGGGACAUCGAGGAGUCCGCGAACAGCAGACAUGGAAAUGCAUUACGGACAUGGGGCUCUUUGAGCAGCGACCUUACCAAAGCUUCUCUGUCCCCCGAUGCCUCCGAUUUUGAGCACAUUGCAGCAGACACCCCUUCCCAGCCCCUGUCCUCCACCAACAACCCCUUUAAGGGCUCCAGGUGUUCGACCAGCGGCAGUUCCCCUAACAACGCGAGCGAGCUGUCCCUGGCCUCCCUCACGGAAAAGAUCCAGAAGAUUGAGGAGAAGCAUCACAGCACGGCUGAAGAGCUCCAGGCCACUUUGCAGGAACUGUCCGACCAGCAGCAGAUGGUACAGGAGCUGACCGCUGAAAACGAGAAGCUCGUGGAUGAGAAGGCGCUCUUAGAAACGUCCUUCCACCAGCACCGGGAGAGAGCUGAGCAGCUUAGUCAGGAAAACGAGAAACUCCUGAACCUCUUGCAGGAGCGGGUGAAGAACGAGGAGCCCGCGGCGCAGGAGGGAAAGAUCCUCGAGCUGGAGCAGAAGUGUGCGGAAAUCCUGGACCAGGGCCGCUUUGAAAGAGAAAAGCUGCUCAACAUCCAGCAGCAGCUGACCUGCAGCUUGCGGAAGGUCGAGGAGGAAAACCAAGGUGCUUUAGACAUGAUUAAACACCUGAAGGAAGAAAGAAAACUGAAUGGGUGUCUGGACCUGGAGCGGCGGAAUAACGGCGCAAUGGCCAGUCUGGAGGAGUGCAGAGCCACACUCGAAGGGCUGCGGAUGGAACACGGGUCGCUGAAGGCUCAUUUGGAGAACGAGAAGCAGAAGGCUACGGAGACCAGCCCUGUGGGGCACACGGCCGAGGGUCGUGAGGUUCAAGAGAUGUCGAGGGUUGCUCGCGCCAAGAAGGAGCAGCUGGAGCUGUCUUGCACCGAGCUCAAGCAACAGUUAGUGAAGGCCUACAGUGAAGUCAAACAUGUUUCGAGCCUGCUGGCCAAGGUGGAAAAGGAUUAUUCUUACUUGAAGGAGAUAUGUGACCAUCAGGCAGAACAACUGAGCCGAACCAGCCUGAAACUGCAAGAGAAAGCAUCGGAGAGUGAUGCAGAGAUUAAAGACAUGAAGGAGACCAUAUUUGAAUUGGAAGAUCAGGUGGAACAGCAUCGGGCUGUCAAGUUACAUAACAACCAGCUCAUCAGCGAGCUGGAAAGGAACGUGAUGAAGCUGGAGGAGCAAAAGUCAGACCUGGAAAGGCAGCUCAAGACCCUAACUAAGCAGAUAAAGAUAGCCUCUGACACCGGCGUGGCUUCUGGCAUUUUCAGGAGGAGACAGGAAUGGCGGCGCUUCCAGGCAGACCUCCAGACGGCGGUGGUGGUGGCCAAUGACAUCAAGUAUGAGGCCCAGCAGGAGCUGCGCGCUGUGAAGCGGAGGCUGCUGGAGGAAGAGGAGAAGAACGCCAGGCUGCAGAAGGAGCUGGGGGACAUGCAGAACCACAGCAGCUCCAUGGUCUCUGUCAGCUAGCAGAGCAUUUGCUGGAAGAAAGACAGCCCAGCCCUUGCCAUGAUGGGAAACUACAGCCAUUUCUAUAUGAAGGGGGGAAUAAUGUGGGAGAGAAAUUACCUCUUUACAAAGAGCCAGAUUGUCGCCGUGUAACAGCCACUGUUUCAUGACAGAGUCAUGGCGAUCAAGUCUCUUUCCCUUUUUUUCUACAUUUUGGAAUCAACCCAUUGCACAAUCAAAGAUGAUCCUUCCCUCUUUUUUCCCCCCUUCUUUCUUUUUCUCAGAAGAUUCGGCAGUCUUUUGUUUGGAGCAUAGAUGAAGUUCUUGAAAAAGACCAAGUACAAGCAUGGUGUGAAACUCACUUUUUUGUACGCAGCUAGGGUGUGCAGCGCGCUGGUGAAUGUGGCCCGUGCCUGUGUCUUACUUUUUGGAAUUUAUUUCUGUGUUUCCUCUUGAACAUGGUACCUGAUAAUCCUGGCAUUAACACUACUUACCGCAAACCAGGAAGCCGUCUGUGUCCCAUCUGGUUCUGAAGAAGCUAGCGGGUUCUGCUUCCCUUCUAUCAAGUCCCGAACGAGCCCUUUCCAACUGGGGUCUGAUGUCGUUACCUCAUCCAAAACAAGCCACCACUAAGUCAGGGUUGGAUUUCCAGAAUCUCCACUGGGCUCAACGCAAACUGAUGUUUGGCUGACCAAAAAGGAUGUAGUCGAGCCGGUUUGUUUACGUGGUGGCCGUGCCCUUGGGAAUCAGACUAAAAAUUAAGGAACAACUACAACCAGCGCCUCAGGAAUAAAACUUAACCCAGAAACUGAAAGGCUUUGAAUCCAGAAGUGGAUGAUUCAGAAUGGUCCAGAGUUCAGAGUGGGAUGUUGAACUUGGGAAGUACAUUAUUUGUUGAGAUCUGCACCUAAUUCAGUGGCUCCACGAGGCCCGGCCUCCCUCGGCUCUCACUCCAGGAGCAGCCGUGCCCUUCAGAUGGUGGCGGGUCUUCGCUACAUGUCCCCAGGAUGCGACAGGAGCUCCUGUCUGGUGGGAGGGCGUGAGGAACAGGAAGGCUCUUUAACGCAGGAGGACAGCUUGCCAUGUCCAGCUGGAGAGCCCAGAAUCCCUAGAAAAAUUUUGUCUGGUGGUAAAAGAGAGGAGAUCGGUUCCUCUUCUGUGAAAAUGGCUUUGACGCUCUCUGGCACUGUCCAGUACACCUACUGGGAGCUCUUUACCACAGACUGAGAUUUUCUUGGAAUGAUCCCACAUUUCACUUACCAGGUGUUUGCAAACGUAAACAAAAGGAAAAUCGCCUCCACUUCAGAUACACAGUUGUACUCUCAUUGAGUAUCCCGAUCUGCCUGUAGUCUGGGUACCGUUAAAUAUUUUUAUACGUAGGCAUUCAUGAAGUGCUAAAUAAAUACAUUAUUAUUCAGAA
This is a messenger RNA of Neogale vison (American mink), 4019 nucleotides long. Its product is annotated as cytospin-B-like. Lineage: Eukaryota; Metazoa; Chordata; Mammalia; Carnivora; Mustelidae. The record is from RefSeq and is a predicted model, not a curated record.